Messenger RNA from Cladocopium goreaui, 2925 nucleotides. The record is from the annotation of a GenBank genome assembly. Lineage: Eukaryota; Dinophyceae; Suessiales; Symbiodiniaceae.
AUGGCCCUGCAGUCACUUUGCCAAUGUGGAACCAUGUCCAGCAAAUCUCAUAUGACGGGCUUCGGAAUCCCAAACGUCCAUCGGCCGCACCCAGUCAACACAGUGAUUUUCCAGGACAAAAUCCUAAUCUUUCCUUCAGAGUUUCGUUUGAAGCAGCAUGAAUGGUCUGAGUUGGCUUACCGCUCCAAGUUGUGCCUUUGUCCGGAUGGCGAUUCACCCAACACCGGACGCCUUGUGGAGGUGAUCAUGCAUGGCUGUGUGCCUGUCAUCAUCUCCAAUCGAUUGCAACCUCCCUUCCAUCAGUAUUUGGACUGGUCCCGCAUCGCCUUUUUCCUGCGGGAAGACGCCAUUCCUGAGCUGCCUCGGAUUCUCCGGGAGAAGUUUCAAGGCCCUGCAGGCGCGCGGCGACUUGCGGAGAAACGGCAGCUGUUGCGACAGAUGUCGCACCUUUGCGACUACGCUCGCGACGGCGUUGGUUCAACUGUGCUCAUGGCCUUGCGAGAGUUGGCACGCGAACUGAGGGGAGAGGACUUGGGUUCGACAUGUCACAGGCUCGAAGCCAUGACAGGCAAAGCUUAUGCCGCAAGCCAACUGAAGGGCUUUUGUGGACAGGGUCCCGGCCUGCCGCCGCUGCCUGGCAAGCGGCCCUCGCCGCCGACAGGUGUGCCAUCUCCCAAUGGCGCCUAUUGUGGCUCCAUCAGGCGUUCGCACUCAGCGACAGCCAUACGGUACAAAGGUGCUGCCCCACGGCUGUCGCCCUUGAAGCACGCAGGGGUCCAUGCGCGCACGGAGGAAAUGGCCUCGACGGAACCGACGAGCCGCAGCCGCAGCUCGCUUAAGGUCCUAGACUUGGCGCGGCAAGCUGAGGAGGUGCUGAAAGUGGGAGAUUGGUCGGUGAGAAAACUUCCCGACAAUCCCGAGAUCGCCUUUGUCUACUUGAAUGAGCAAGAGGGUCGCGUGGAGGUUCAAGCGCCGACAGAGGUGAUCCAAGAACUUCAAGAUGAAGGUCUGCCUGCAGCGGACGGCCAAAACGACGAGGAGGAGCCCUCAGCAGAGCCUGAGCCCUGUCCCCUCUACCGGCGGAUCUUACUGGGCGCCCAAACGGAGGUGCCGCUUCGGAUGGCCCGAGAUAUCUUGGAAGCCAUUCGAGAGGAUGUGGACAUCUUUCAGGAAGUACAGCAACGAUUUUCAGACUUGCCUGAUGAAGCGUUACUGAGUUUGGAAGAUGAUCUGGGAGAGGAAUUGGAGGCUGUGGCCCUGGCGAUGCAACCUGGAGAGGUCUCAGAAGUCCUUGGGACCGAGGUUCGGGAUGAAAGGAACUUCUUCCCAAUCUUCCGCACCAGUGAGAUGAAUGCGCCGCAUGGCCCAAAGACCUCCAGGACACUGCUAAUUGCUGGUGUGGCGGUGUCAAGUGUUUCACUGCAAGGCUGUUCUGUGGAAGUGCCCAGGCAUAUGAUUGGCUAUUGGCAAACUCAAGAGAGCUACUUGGAGACCUACAAGGCAGAUCUUCCGGGACCGGGACCUUCGGCGCUGAAUCCUUGUAGUGUUGAGAGUCCUAGAUAUCUUCAGUGCGGUGGACAUGGCGAAUGUCGACCAUGGCUGGCAGAUCCCAAUGUGGACAACGCAACAGAGGUAGCAUCGGCAUUGAAGUUCUGCCAAUGCGAAGAGGCCUGGGCCGAUCCCAACUGUGAGACACCUCGGAAAUCUCAGCAGCUUGCGUUUCUGAUCUCCAUGUUUGGCGGAUUCUUCGGAUUGGACCAGCUGUAUCUGGGAUUCUUCUUUCCCUACGGCCUCUUCAAGUUGCUGACCCUGGGUGGCCUUGGCGUUUGGUGGGUCUACGAUUUAGUUCGCAUCGGCUCCAGCCCCGUGGGCACAGCUGCCAGCUUCAAGGUGAUGAACAACGUGCCUCAUUGGGCCUUUGUGCUUUCUGCCACCGCCCUCUUCGUGGCGUUGGCCUUUGUCUACAGCGCCUGGUCGAUCCAACGGCACCGAGUGCAGAAGCAGCGCGAGGUGAUGAUGUUACAAGCAGAGGGUGUCGCCAUAGACUCGAUAUGGCUCCACACUGAGUUGAGCAGCGUGGCGCGGCCCUGCGUGGGUGAUGGGGAUGGAGCCAAUGCAGGCAGUGAACCUGAGCUGGAGCCGGCUUGGGCCACAGCCUCGUCCUUGAAGAAAAAGGCCUCGCCGUUCCUCAGCAAGGCCAAGCAGGCCAUCGUGGAGGAGGCGAAGCAGCUGACCAGCGAUGCCCGGGACGUGGCGGGGGGUGUGCGCGAGGGGAUGGAACUCACCAAGCAAGACCUGAAGGAACACACCAAGGGCUGGCGCUCGGCCUUCGGUGCGAAGCUGCGGAGCCUGAGGCCCGAAGCCUCGGAAGCCUCGAAGGAGGAGAAGCAGGAUGGAGAAGACUCGGGGCGAGGAGACUCCAAGGACUCCUCGAAACUGCAAGCCUUGCGGCAAAAUUUGGCCAACACUGCGAAGGAUGUGAAUGAACUUCGACAGGAGGUCAUGGAUGAGGUUCGCCUCAGCGUCAACGACAUUCGGCAGGUCCUACGUGGCUCCGCCGACGAGGACGCAACCAGUGCGGAGAAGUCGGAGGAGGCGAAGGACAGCGGCUUCAACAAAGUGAAGGCCUCUGUGUUCCGCAAGGCAGGCGAUUUGCGCGAGGGACUGAGACAUCGCUUCGAGGAGAAACCGCACGAAGCCUUUUGGUUGUUGCCGUCAACGCAGGCCAACUAUGUACAGCUCAAUCUGAAGGAUGCCAGCGAAGGCAGUGAAGCCGUAAAUCGAGUGAAGAAGUUGGGCGGCAAGUUGAAAGGCAGCAUCGCUAAAAAAAGCAAAGAGGUGUCAGAUGGUGUACAGACACUUGGAACAAAUGUUGGCAAAGCUCCGGAACAAAUGUUGGCGGAGUUGUUGAAAUGUGUUGCUUAA